AUGGAUACCCUCGGAAAACUAAAAUGGAAAAAGGUUGGAGCACUGACUGAAGAUGGACAGAAGUAUUCGGAUUAUAUCUCAGACAUGCAGGAUGAUUUCCAGAAGAAAGGAAUUAAUUUCGUGAUAAACCGGAAGUUCCCCCGGGAUGUUACAAACAUGGAGAUGUAUUUAACUGAUCUGAAGGAGAGAGGAGCUAAAGUUAUAAUUGGAGAUUUUUAUGUUUCUUCAGCUCGUCACGUGAUGUGUGAAGCGUACAGAAUGCAGAUGACGCAGAAGGAAGGAUAUGUUUGGUUUCUCCCAGGCUGGUUUAAAGAGAGAUGGUUUGAUAUUGAUCUCCUCAGACAUCUUCGGAAAACUUUGUUGGAUGAGGAAAAUGAAAAGUCGAGAAAAACAAAGGUGGAGAAGGUAGAAGAAUUUGAACCUGGGCAAGAAUCUUACUCAUCCACCAUUGCAAAUCUGAAGGAUUGUCAGGCUAGGGUCUACUUCCUCUAUGCUACGAAACAAGACGCAGAAAAGAUAUUUGCUGACGCUGCAGAACAAAAUAUGACGGGGACGGGAUAUGCGUGGAUAGUUACAGAGCAGGCUCUAAAAUCCAAGAAUAUACCGAAUGGAACCCUGGGUCUGGUAUUAACCCGGAGCCAGGACGAGAAAGCACAUAUCCACGAUGCUCUACACAUACUUGCUCGAGCACUGGCUAAAUUAUAUGAAGAAGAGGAAGAUGUGGAAGAGGCUCCCAGUAACUGCAACAGUUCCGGUUCUAUUUGUUUAGAUCCGUUCCGAUGGGAGGUAAAUAUCAAAAACUUGAAGAUGGGAGGUAAAUAUCAAAAACUUGAAGAUGGGAGAACUGGUCGGGUCGUUUUUGAUGCUAUGGGAGACAGACUGUUCGCAGAGUAUAAGGUGAUGAAUAUCCAACCUAACGAAGCUGGAGAGAAAGAACUUGUGGCUGUUGGCAACUAUUCAUUUUCAAGGGAGACGACAGGGAUGGUUUUGAGCAUCGAGGAUAGUCUGAUUAUCUGGCCUGGAGGAAAUAGGGACAAGCCAACAGGAGUGAUGAUACCAACUCAUCUCAAGGUUCUAACAAUUGUGGAGAGACCCUUUAUUGAGCACAUGAACAACACUAGUGGAUGUGAACGAGAGGAUGGUUGGUAUCCGUGUCCAGAAUAUGUUUUCUCAUCAAACUCUACACUUCUAACCACAAUGGGUAGUAAAUACUGCUGUAAGGGCUACUGUAUGGAUCUACUGGAGAAGUUGGCUCUUAAAUGCAACUUUACUUACGAUGUUUAUCUUUCCUUAGAUGGUGAUUACGGUAGUUUGGAGAGAAAUAAUCUGACCGGAAAGCAGGAGUGGACUGGACUAAUAGGUGAACUGGUUACUGAAAGAGCGGAUAUGAUAGUUGCUCCCCUAACCAUCAACCCAGAGAGGGCUCAGGUAAUGGAAUUUAGCAAACCUUUCAAAUAUCAGGGCAUCACUAUUCUUCAAAAACGGCAACCUAGAGCCUCACAACUAGUCUCCUUUCUGCAGCCUUUCAAACCAACAUUGUGGGUGCUAGUACUGGUUUCAGUUAAGGUGAUAGCAGUUUGUUUAUACCUGCUGGACCGGUUUUCUCCCUUUGGGCGGUACAACACGGACUCCGGAGAAGUACGCGAAGAGGAUUCGUUAAAUUUGACCGCGGCAAUCUGGUUUGCGUGGGGGGUGCUUCUCAACUCAGGAAUAGGCGAAGGGACUCCGCGUAGUUUCUCAGCUCGAGUGUUGGGUAUGGUUUGGGCUGGAUUUGCUAUGAUUAUUGUGGCCUCCUAUACUGCCAACCUCGCAGCCUUCCUUGUUCUUGAUAAACCUCAAACCAGCCUCACUGGUAUCAAUGAUCCGAGGUUAAGGAACCCAAUGGAGAAUUUCACCUAUGCAACUGUCAAGGGAUCAAGUGUAGAUAUGUAUUUUAGACGCCAGGUUGAGCUAUCCAACAUGUACCGCACAAUGGAGGGGAAACACUUCAGGACUCCAGAGCUAGCUAUUGAUGCUGUGCGCAACGGUUCAUUAAAGGCUUUCAUUUGGGACAGUUCCAGGCUAGAGUAUGAAGCAGCAAGAGACUGUGAUCUUAUAACAGCUGGCGAGCUGUUUGGCCGGUCAGGUUACGGUGUCGGGCUGCAGAAGGGGUCACCUUGGGCAGACCAGGUCACCUUGGCUAUUCUAGACUUUCAUGAAAGUGGAUAUAUGGAGAGACUGGAUAAUAAAUGGAUAUUAUCAAGCGAGGAGGAUAAUAUUUGCAAUGAGAAGGAUUCUAACUCCCCCGCCACCCUGGGCCUGGAGAACAUGAUGGGCGUAUUUAUCCUAGUGGGGGCGGGUAUAGUCGGUGGUAUAGGUUUAAUAUUGCUGGAGAUUAUUUAUCAUAAACAUAAAAUGAGGAAAGUCGAGAGAUCUGAGGCUGCCAAAGUGGCAAUAUCAAGAUGGAAAGGAACGGUUGAGAAAAGAAAAACAAUACGUGAAUCUAAAGUUGAGAGAAGUAAGAAACAAACCUCGAAAACUAACGGAACAAGUAUAAUUCGAGAUAACUUGUCCCUAUCCUUCGAUAAUCUGACGAAGGGCUCGAAGGACUCGAGGUGGCAGAGGGUGACCCAUCUAGUCCGACCACGUAGCACAGCUACAGGUCUUUGCCAGUCCCCUUUGACUCCUCGAUAUAUGAGAAGUCUUCCUAGCGCAGAGUUUUUGAGAAUGGUUGAAAAUAUGGAACACCAUAGUUCACCUAUUGCACCACUUUCAGUUGAUUUUAAUAAAAAACGAAGAAAAAGGAAUCCGCCAGAUAGUCCUGAUAUCCUGCAAAGGUGCACUCCGCCCCCGGAUAUAAACGAGGGCGUAUCUGUCAACUCCCCCUCGGAGUAUAUAUCCUCUGAUUACGCCCCUGUAUCCACGGACGGGUGGGUCCCACCAAUAGAAAACCUGCCCUGUCCGCCCCCUCCACCAAGAAACAGACUAAAGAGUUACUCCGGUGCUUACCGAGGCGGACAAAGCUCUGUCUUGUCUCCGCCGCCAUACAGAAGACAAUAUUCUGAUAAUAGUUAUUCAGUAGAUUCAGAGAUUGUGUAGAGUACAUGAGUAUUG
Molecule: messenger RNA, 3093 nt
Organism: Eurytemora carolleeae
Lineage: Eukaryota; Metazoa; Arthropoda; Copepoda; Calanoida; Temoridae
Product: glutamate [NMDA] receptor subunit 1
Exons: 34
Coding region: 1-3078 (1025 amino acids)
Biological process (GO): ionotropic glutamate receptor signaling pathway; regulation of membrane potential; chemical synaptic transmission
Cellular component (GO): neuron projection; synapse; plasma membrane
Molecular function (GO): NMDA glutamate receptor activity
Source: RefSeq, a predicted model, not a curated record